GUUUAGAGGGGAGGCCUGGACCAACUCCAGAAAUUAAAGAAAAAAAGGAAAGAAAAGGAAAAGGCAAAAAUCGAUCGGUAAAUAAAUGUUCGGGUGCUUAAUGGAAGCAGCGACGGCGAAGCGAGCGAGCGGGGGGUUUAGUGAGCGGAUCCGGCGCACAAAGUGCAUUUCUGCGGGGCUUUAAAGUUUUGCGGAUGUUGAAUAUGCUAAAGGAAUACCGACCAUCCCAAGAGAAGUUAUAUGACAAAGUUGGAUCUCUGGUAUUCUAAGUUUCAUUGACUACCGUAUAUGUCAGAGCACCGACAUCCUAAAACCCGCGCUUACAUAUAAAACGAUGUUCAAUGGAAAGGAGCAGCUGAACAGCCACUUGCAGACCCAUGACUCCAACAAGCAAGACCUGCAGUGUGAAGAGUGUGGCAAACACUACAACACUCGGCUGGGUCUGAGACGCCACGUGGCUACCCACGCCACCUCUGUGACCGGAGAUCUUACCUGCAAGGUGUGCCGUCAGGUUUUCGAAAGCAUGUCGACUCUCCUCGAGCACCUGAGCACCCAUACCGGCCGCCCUCCACCGGGCGGAGCCGUGCGGGAACGGAAGCACCAGUGUGAACGCUGCGGUCAGCGCUUUUUCACUCGGAAGGACGUGAGGCGUCACGCCGUGGUGCACACAGGCAGAAGGGAUUUCCUGUGCCCUCGCUGUGCCCAGCGUUUCGGCCGACGUGAUCACCUCACCCGUCACCUGAAGAAGAGUCAUGCCCAGGAGCUGGACGUCCUGACGUCUGCACCCACCAAUGUGGUGAAGGAAGAACCAAGUCUGACCAUGUGCAGCUCGGGAUCCCCUAAGGAUGCCUCGGAAGCCUUUUCGAUGGGUAUGUUCAAUCCUCAAGGUCUGCAGAAUGCCUCUACCUCAGGGGUCGGUCACCAUCAUUCUGUGGUGCCUGGGCCCUUAUCCAGCUCCAUGGGUGUGGGCUGCUAUUUUGAGCCAAGCAAGCACCAGCCCCAACAAUACCACGAGGCUCAGCGAUACCAGCCUGCCUCUGCUACCUCAUAUCUGAAAGCUGAGAUGGAGAACUUCCUGAAUGAGCUUCAGUGUGGCCCGAUGCCGCCUCAGGCUACAGUCGCAACCUCUGCUUCCAGACCGAGUGACCUUGUUCCUGAUAGCCUGGGAGGUCAGAACGCCCACUUCACCCUCAGGAACUCCUUCGUCACCACGGAACCUUCUCCUUCCGCUGCUAAUGUGGACCUCUCGCCACUGCUGGGCUUCCUGCCGUUUGGCCUGCCACCAUACAGUGCCCCUUUGAGUUCAGGAGGCCUUGUGAUGGGAUACUCCACCACUACCACAGAUUGCUCGCCGACUCCUACCUCUCAGCUCCCUGGGCCGCUCGCCUCGUUUCAGCCGCAGUCGCUGCACGAGCCGCAGGCCUUGGGGCAUUUAAAUCAGCCUCCUGGUUUCUCUCCUACUCUACCUCGAUUUCAUCAGGCCUUCCAACAGUGAUGUUCCUUCUUAAUCUGAGUGACAAGUAUUCUUGCCAAAUGGCAUACACAUGAAGCAAAGCACUCAGUGAACUUGUUUGAUUGAAGGCUCUUACUUUGCUAAAUAAAUUCUGUAGAAUAAGAUGAUUUGUGAGAAUUUUGGAUUGAAUAGAGAUUGUUUUAGAAUAGUUUUGACUUUAUUGGAUUUUUUUUCCUUAGUAGGUCUUAUGUUUAUUUGAGUGUAGUGAUUUAUGGUGUUAUUUAGAUUCAUUUAGUAUUAAGAAGUCUGCAUUGAACUAAACUGAGGAAAUAAGAUGCUGUGCAAAAGUCAGAGAUCACCAUUUAUUUAACUUCCAAUCAAGAUGCCAGUUCAAUGAAUUCAAAGUCCUGUAAUUAAUUAAAAAAGGCAUGAACACAAAUCUUUAAAAUGAGAGUUCUCAUACAGUAAGUUUCCAACAUAUGAACAAGUUCUGUCCCGAGAGCCUGUUUGUAAGUCCAGUUUGUUUGUAAGUCCAACAAACAUUGUCCAGGUAGUAGAAUAAUAACACAAUUUGCUAUACACUGUAUCAAACUAACUGUUCCUUAAUCUUGUCCUUGUUCUUUAAAAUCGUGCCAAUGCUUGAACGAUUUAUGUUAAAAGAACCAGCAAUGUCUGCCAUCUUUUCACCUCUCUCAAUGCUCUCAUUUAUCUUCACUUUUGUCUCCAUCGUUAUUGCUUGGCGCUUCUUAGCUGUACCAGCUUCAUCGCCUCUGCUUUUAACAUUUUUCAUUGCAUGGUGCACCCACGUGACAAUGUACACCGGACAAAUUUCGGAAAAUUGAACGUUUGUAUGUAGGGUAUUUACGUCCGUUAGUUGUCCUUUAGAUGGAACCUUUAAAAAAGCAGUGUUGAAAAAUCCAAAAGGUUUCAUCAAAGGUAUUAAGAACUUUCGCAAAGACCAUUAUGUUACAUGUACAGUGUAGUUAUACCAUCCGUCUCCUCUUUAUUUCAUGGGGUUUUUCAUGUUCCCAAAAAGAAAAAAGCCUCAAUAUCGCAACCAAAAGUCAUUGCCUUUAUGUUAAGACUUACUUUUCAAAAGUGAGGCUGAAGAGAUGAUUUUAAAAAUGGUCAUUUUUCAGCGUUAUACUGUCUUGCUUCAAGCAACAAUAACUAAAAAUGUGAAUUAUUUAUAUUUAAUUAUGAGUAUUGCUAGAACGGUAGCACGGUGGUGUAGUGGUUAGUACUGUCGCCUUGCACCUCCAGGGUCCGGGUUCGAUUACCGGCCAGGCUCAAUUCCCGUCUCUGUGCGCAUGGAGUUUGCAUGUUCUCCUCGUGCUUGGUGGGUUUCCUCCGGGUACUCCGGUUUCCUCCCACAGUCCAAAGAUAUGCCGUGUUCAAGCUCCCUCUACGUAUCUUAGAGGACUAAAGGGGAUUAUCUCGCAUAAUGAAGUGGAAAGUCAAAGAAUGUUACAUUUCCAAAACUCAAUAUGAUGAGAAAGGAAAUCUCAACAGUGCUAACUAACUGUUGCAGAUAUCACACUGGGGGCGUCUAUGAAAUUAUUUCUGGAUACUCGAGGUGUUGAUAGAGUUUUAAAAAAGCCCGAUCGUUAUUCGUGUAGCGCAAAACGUGGACGUUAUUAUGAUACUGAAAAACUAAUUACGCGCACUUGAUGUCAAUUGUGGCAGGAAAUUAAAUACAGUCGAUCUCUGACUUUUGCGCAGUCCUGUACCUUGUAAUACUCUCUGGAAAAAAAAAAAGAGACUGGAUUAUUACAGUGUUCUCCAUUGUACAAGCACUUUUCUCAGUCAGAAGCACUUCCUUGACUUACGAGUCAGUUCGAACUGUGGUCUAAAUCACAUCCCAACUCGCAGCUUUCACUCAGUACGUAAUCUACCUCUUUUAGUGGACUUCUCCUCAGGCGAGCCGCCUCCCUGUCCCGAAAUUUGCUAGAGAAGCAAAGCGAAUCCUUGUAUAUUGUAUGAUGUAGUGGAUAUAGAGAACAUUUAAAGAAAGGUGGGGAUUUUAGAGUGCAUUUCAGUAGUAUUGAAACUGAGACGAUUAUAGAGUCAGGUGUUAUUGAACGAAAUAGCUUUUAUUCUUGUUGUUUUAGCAUUUAAGGUAAAAUUUCAAAAGGUGCUGUUGCCUUCCGUAGAUUGACCGCGUACGGAAAAACAGCGAAGAGUGAAGACAAUUUAGUUUUGUCUCGUUUCCUGUAACUCUUAAUUUCUCUCUGUUCAUUCCAUAGAACUAAUUGUAAAGGCAAACGAUUUAAAGUAUAAAAUAGCUAAUGACGAUGAUCAGUAUUAAAUAGCUGAACAUAUGAUUGCUGUUUCCUUAGAACUUUAUUCAAUUUUUAGGUCGUCUGCUAUUUUCUAAAGCCCCCCAACAUUUAAAAAAACAAAAAAAACAAUUACUGGUUUAUUUUUAAUCUUAUUUCAUCCAUACGGAAUAUUUUGUCUUAUGUGAUUUCUGUUGUUUUAUCCCUUACGAAUGUUACAUAAAUUAGUGACAGUCCCAUUUUUUGCAAAUGGCACAACUCGGGAGCAGAACGUCAGUCGCCAGAUGGAUUCAAGUUUCUGCAACGGAAGGAAAAAACCAAGCCCGAGUUGAAAUGGACUGAACACCAACGUUACUGUGAUGUGCUUGGACUCAGACGUAACUACCUCAGACAUAUCUGCAACUGUGUUUAUGUGGGUAUCUCACUGGAGUAAGAUGGUUUACAUCUUCAAUAUGUCAGAUCGUGGCACUUGUUGUCUAUCAGUUGGCCUUUUGUUGAGUCUUUUUCAUGUUUUCCGAACAAAGGCCGAAGUCAUUUAAUGUACUUAGUAAUAAAUUCAUGGAUGACAGAGAAAAUAAAGUAUCUUCGAAAGU
Molecule: messenger RNA, 4325 nt
Organism: Clarias gariepinus (North African catfish)
Lineage: Eukaryota; Metazoa; Chordata; Actinopteri; Siluriformes; Clariidae
Gene: plagx
Product: pleiomorphic adenoma gene X
Exons: 3
Coding region: 335-1495 (386 amino acids)
Biological process (GO): regulation of transcription by RNA polymerase II
Cellular component (GO): nucleus
Molecular function (GO): RNA polymerase II cis-regulatory region sequence-specific DNA binding; DNA-binding transcription factor activity, RNA polymerase II-specific
Source: RefSeq, a predicted model, not a curated record